AUGUUCCGUGCUGUGUCUGGCGUAAUCCUUCGCCCAUCCUUCCACCGGAUGAUGAGGUCUGCCGUCUUGUCGAAAACCGCCCAACGCCAUUGUUGUGGUAUUGAGGGGGAAUGGGUGAACCAGCAUACAUCGAAAGUGUGCCUAAGGACAGAGGAAGGCACUUUGAGGGGCGAGUAUAUCACAGCUGUGGCUGAAGAUGAUUAUGGAGGGGUAGUGGAAAAGACUGAGCCCUUAGUUGGGUUUCCACCCCUAAAGGACAGCGGAACCUUCGGUUGGGUUGUCAACUGGCUAUCAGACGACGGGCAAGAAACGAGCACCACCACGUGGACAGGUCAAGGCACUGAGGAGGAAGACAAGUACGUGCUGCAGACUACCUGGAUUCUCCGAUCUGAAGUUAAAAAGGCCGACGAGCGCUGGGAGUCGACCCUUGUUGGAGAAGACACCUUCAUCCGCCCGCCAAAACAGGAUGACUAGAUUUUCAACUGAGAUGAAGUCCACCUGCGUUUUUGUCAUUCAGCUAGCAUAAUCACUUAAAGAUAAAAAGCGCCUAAUAUGAUUUAUACUUACUGAAGCAUUUUACCUACAUGAAAAUGGAGGUAUUGUUUUGGUCUGUGUGUGUUUCCUCA
Messenger RNA from Branchiostoma belcheri (Belcher's lancelet), 626 nucleotides. RefSeq names its product fibropellin-3-like. Bases 1 to 474 code for a protein of 157 amino acids. The transcript has 3 exons. Lineage: Eukaryota; Metazoa; Chordata; Leptocardii; Amphioxiformes; Branchiostomatidae. The record is from RefSeq and is a predicted model, not a curated record. Gene Ontology annotation, molecular function: biotin binding.